GAUAAGAAAUGAAGGGGUGACAUAUCUAACAUUAAAUGAGUAUAUUGCUGUUAAGAGAAGUAAAAGCAGAAAGAAAUCCUGUAUUAAUUGUAAAGGACGGUUUAUCUUUUUGUUUUUUAAAAAAUGAAGAGCGUUUGUUGCGGAUUUUGUAUCGUUGUGUUCUCAACUGCAGUUUGUGAUGGGUUUCUGUUUGACGUCAGAGCGGAUUGUCUGGUGUCCACGUGGAGUACAUGGACACCCGUGCCUGGACUUGGCAUGCACAUCAGGGAGCGCGGUGUUCUUCGGUAUGACAACCAAGGUGGGACACCAUGCCCGCCAGAUGACGAGCUUAGGCAGGUAAAGACAGAUUAUAAUCCUACAACAAGUAGACAUGCUAAUAUUCAAGCCACAGCGAGAUCGAUGUCGGCAAACUUUAUACGAGGAGUGGCGAAUCCGCAAAAUCCCCAAGCUACCGGCCAAAAACGAGACCUUCUGAUUAUUUUGGAUUCAUCUGGAAGUAUUGGAAGCAGUAACUUCUAUAAAACAAAACAGAAUCUAGCAGAACUACUAGGGAUGCUGUGUCCUGAUCCUGACCCGUUUGCUCAACUCUAUCAACACGCUGCCUUGAUUGAUUUCGCCGGUUCAACAAAUGAGAUAUUCGAUUUUAACAAGUACCAACAUACGUCCACUUUGAAGAACGGGAUUCUAGCCGUCCCAUAUCUAGGUGGGAUAACAUGUACUACGAAAGCGUUUACCGUCGCUCUCAAUAUGUUUUCAAAAUGGAAAGGCAUGAGAACUCAAAGUGAUGUUGUUCAAGAGGUCUUGAUUCUAACCGACGGACAGUCCAACUGCGGAGGUGCCGUGGCGACAGCUGCCAAAGAGCUUCAGAAAAAGGCCACCGUAUUUACCUUACUUAUUGGGUCUUUCACACAGAGAGGGGUGAACGAAAUAGCUAGCUAUGUCACAACACCAGUACCGAAGCAUUUAUUUGCAGUGAAACAACUACAAGACUUAGAUUCGCUCAUUGCGGAACUCAGAAAACAACGAAGUAUCCAGAAAUGUAUGCCAUUUAAUCUUCCUUAAGACAUUGUGUCAGUCAACACAGCUUUAAAAGUUCGUCUUGUUUUAUAUCUGUGUCCCACAUUUAAUCAGAAAGCGGUCAGUUGACAGACAGAAUUCCGUUUUGAUUUUCUUUAUCUUAUUCAUUCGAGGAGUGUGUAAAACUGCCAAAGUAGUAAGAUUUAAAGAUGAAUAAUUAUGUAAUUUCUUCCUAACAGAUGUCUUUAUUUCGGUAGAUUAUCUUCAAUUAUUAUAAUUUAUAGUCGAAUGUGUUAGAUACAUGAAUGUUUUGAAUAAUCAGCUUGAAUAAAAUAAUAUUUCUAACGUUUAA
Ruditapes philippinarum (Manila clam) is the source of this 1369-nucleotide messenger RNA. RefSeq names its product collagen alpha-3(VI) chain-like. The transcript is spliced from 3 exons. Lineage: Eukaryota; Metazoa; Mollusca; Bivalvia; Venerida; Veneridae. Bases 124 to 1062 code for a protein of 312 amino acids. The record is from RefSeq and is a predicted model, not a curated record.